CGACAUCUUCUUCACCAGCUCUUCCGCAACGUCAGACACCAUGGUCGUGAGGAUCAGAUUAGCACGCUUUGGGCGCGCCCACUCUCCCUUCUACAAUAUCGUCGUCACGCAAGCUCGGACCGCGAGGAAUAGCAAACCGAUUGAAGUCUUAGGAACAUACGACCCUAUUCCCAAGCCGCCGUUAGAUGGAGAAGGCAAGCCGUGGAAGGAUAUCAAGCUGGAUAUUGCCAGGGCGAAAUACUGGUUAGGUGUUGGAGCACAGCCGAGCGAUCCGGCAUGGAGACUGUUGUCGAUAGCUGGCUUGCUGGAGCCGAAAUACCGUCCACCGCCAGCGAAUGCUCAGGCCCAAAAGCCGAAAGAAAAGGCGUAGUAAUCAAGACAAGUGUACGAUG
Amorphotheca resinae ATCC 22711 is the source of this 392-nucleotide messenger RNA. RefSeq lists its product as hypothetical. The transcript is spliced from 4 exons. NCBI's taxonomy places the organism in Eukaryota, Fungi, Ascomycota, Leotiomycetes, Helotiales, Amorphothecaceae. The coding region runs from base 41 to 370 and encodes 109 amino acids. Gene Ontology annotation, biological process: mitochondrial translation. Gene Ontology annotation, cellular component: mitochondrial small ribosomal subunit; ribosome. Gene Ontology annotation, molecular function: structural constituent of ribosome. The record is from RefSeq and is a predicted model, not a curated record.